AUGGCCGAUAAUCAAUUAUAUUCGCCAUCGAACGAUUUUCAAUUUAAAGUGCGCUUAAUUAGGGAUACUAUAUUAAAUACCAACUUUGAGGAAUAUACAAGAUGCACGAGAGAAAAUGUUCGACAAGGCGUUCAAACGGAUUCCAAUCCAAGCGGAAUCAUCCAUUACUCAAAUGUGCAGCGUACUGUUACGGGGAAGUACGAGGAGCAGGAGACGCUCGACAUUGAGGCCCUCAACAAUACGAGAAGGGCCGACCGGCAGGUCUUAUUCUUCAAUCGCGUGCCGAAAGUCGGCUCGCAGACCUUCAUGGAGCUGCUGAGGAGGCUGUCGAUAAGGAAUGCUUUUUCAUUCAAUAGGGACCGCGUGCAGCGAGUCGAGACCAUACGUCUUGCGCCGAUCGAACAGCUUCAUCUCGCCAGGAUGGUCAGCAGCUAUUCAGAGCCCUCUGUCUACGUAAAGCACGUCUGCUUUACUAACUUCACAGAAUUCCAUCUGCCGGAGCCGAUUUACAUCAACGUGGUCCGCGAUCCUGUGGAGAGAGUCAUAUCCUGGUAUUAUUAUGUAAGAGCGCCGUGGUAUUACGUGGAGAGGAAGCAGAUCUUCCCAGAUCUGCCGCUACCCGAUCCCAAUUGGCUCAAGAAGGACUUCGAGUCGUGCGUUCUUAAGGGAGAUCGAGAGUGCAGAUAUCUAGAGGGCGAGGUCCACGAAGGUAUCGGCGAUCAUCGCAGGCAAACGCUCUUCUUCUGCGGACACAGCGAGAAAUGCACUCCUUUUAAUACUGUGGGUGCUCUGGAACGAGCCAAGCUGGCGGUAGAGAAGCACUAUGCGGUGGUUGGUGUCUUAGAGGACAUGAACACGACUCUCGCGGUGCUGGAAAACUACAUACCACGGUUUUUCCAGGGAGCUACCAAUGUUUAUUAUGAUCAAGUAAAUUCGUUUACAAGGAUCAACCGGAACUUCUUCAAACCGCCAGUUAGCGAGGAAGUGAAGAACCUGGUACGCAACAACUUUACUCGCGAGGUCGAAUUCUACCAGUUUUGCAAGCAACGACUUUACAGACAAUACAGAGCUCUCAAGUUGCCGCCCGACGUUCUGUGAUUGGCGAGCAAUAAUCUUUAAAAAGGAUAUCUUCCGUCCGCUGGUAUACGCGAGUGUACUUAUUAAAAGGUUGACGCGCAAAAAGUGUUAUGAAAAAGGAUAUAUCUCUCAAUAUAAGUGCAUUAAUUAGAAUGAUUUGCUAAAGUUUACAAAACAAAUAUGAUAUAUAGUUAGUUUCGAAGAAUUAUUAAUCUACGAGAACUUGAUUGGAUAUCGAAUGAUAAAGAAACAAUAUUUUAUUUGUAGAGAGAAAGAGACACUAUAAUAAUUUUCGGAUUAAUAUUUCGCGAAAAACACUGUGUUCUUUAUUAAUUUAUUGCGAUAUUAUCGAAAUCGCAAUUCCAAUAAUGGCUAUUCCGAGCCGAAAUGAAGAGCUUAUGACGUUAUCGAAGAUUUAAUUACAGUGACUAUUUCAUAAAGACAAAGAAGGAAAUAUACAUUUGUUCGAUUUGCUUGGCAAUCACUGUAUCAAUUUGUCUUUUGAAUUUUGAUGAGCUUACAGAAGGAGCAAAAUCUCAUGACAUUAUCAAAUUACGAAGAAAGAGAAAAAAGAGAAUUAAAUCUCUUUAUAAUCACUGUAAUGAUCCAGUACCAUUUCACAGGAUCUUGAGGAUAGAAAUCUAGCCCACUACGAAUUUUCUAGACUACUAUUCCAAAAUGAAAAGACAAAAAAGAAGACGAUUUAUUUUAUCGAAUAUAAUAAUACAAUCUGACGCAAUUUAAGAGAAUCUUGAUAGACUUAUGUUAAGCGAAGAUAGAACGUAGUCAUGUAAUCGAAAUGAAAUUAUUGAAAGAAGAUGAAAAAGAGUGGUGUUCAUUUAGCGUUGAAUGUUUGCAAAGUUCCACGGGAGAAGGAGGGAGGACUCUCGUUUUAUAUAAAGAUUACUGUGUGACGUGAAUGUGUGUGCAACGUGCAAUCCAGAAAUAGAAACGCUCUCAACGAGUGCCGUAUAGUCUCUGCGAUCGGACGUCAUGUUGCUAUUUUUUUUUAAUAGGAAUCACGCGCAAUUUAUACGCAUUUAUCAUUCUAGGCAUAUAUAUUUCACAGCGAUCGAAAUGUAGCGUUUUCGCGAUGAUUUCUCUUGGGUCGGUGAUGAAGGAACGACGCAAAGACUGAUAAAACCACGAUACCUUUAAUCGCGGAGUUACUUACGAUAACAGAGAGGAAUUAUGCAGGUUAAGCAGUUAUAGAGUAUUUGCGCUUUGUGAAGAGAAAAUGUAUAACACACGUUUGUACUUUCAUCGAUUAUUUGGAAUAAAACGCUGCCAUUUAAAAGAAAAAAGACGGAUCACCUUUCGAACACUCCUCUCGCGUUGUCUUUGUCGUCCAAGGAUUUGUUGUCAACUAUAUCUUUUAUCGUUGAAGCCGAUAUCGAGUCACACCUGUUCAUAGAUUAAACAUCAACUUUAAAAUCUACGAUCUCAUUGAUCAAUACUUUGGUAAACGUUAACUUGAUAUUUUUUCCGUGUCAAAAGAGUUUAUAUGUAUCAUUCGAAUGCGUACGUGCCAAAUCGCACUCCUCCAUCCGAUGAAAUAGUUCACACCACAAGUGCGGGAUUAUAUAUAUAGCGUUACUUUUAUUUCGAGAAUCUGUAAAACGAGGCUCGUGAACACGCAUCGCCCAAACCGUGACAUUUGUGCGCGCGUUUUAGAUGUUUACAUUUUCUAACUGGUAAGAGCCAAGAAACAUUGAUCACCAUUUAGUAUUCUGGCACACUGGAUAUAAAUUUUUCCAUUUCAAAUUAGACGACUCGUAAGUGAAAUUUAAUAAUGCAACAUGAAAAUGAAUCCAUAAUUUGUAAAGUCCAUUUUGGAGACAGUUUUAUAUUUAAAAAACAAGAGUUCAAAAAUAUCUCACUGUUUUACACUCUUCAAUUUAAUUUUAAUAUGGGGAUAAAAAUAUAAGAUGAAGAUAAGAAUAUAUAUAUAAGACACAUUUUUCUGAUCACAAAACAAAAAGAAAUUAUGAAUCGUUUCAUUUAUUAUUUUAAUAAUAUAUAGAACAAAAGUAUGAGUGUAUGUGUGUAUGUGUGUUACAGAAAUAUCAUAUAUGUAUAUGUUUGUAUACAUAUAUGUAUACAUGUUGUACUCCUUCCCUAUAUUCAGCCUUUUUUCGCGCAUAUAUCUAACUUCUAUUUUCAAUCAACGUUAUUUACGCACGCAUUCCCGCCUUAUAGCGAUACGCGUAUAAAUUGAUUCGAUUAGAAAAGAAAAAACGCUUAACUUAAUAAUUUCGUCUAACGAUACAGAUGAUUGUAACGAAUAAUGCGAACGUAACGUCGAGAGUUAUUCUAAUAAAAUUUCGCAAGACAUUUCAUUAAUUUUUCAAUCGUUCAAAGUUCUCUUACGAUAUAUACAACACACAGUACCAUAUUUAUAAAUAAACAUAUGUCACGCUAAUAAUAUGAACAUGUUGGUUUAAAGUCAGUUUUCGAGCUCAACUUUUAUCUAGAUCUAACUAUUCGAUGUUUCAUAAAGAUAAAAGAAUUAAUUCGGUAUUGCGUAACAAUAUGAAGUAUUGCAUGAUAAUUGAAAGCAAACUUGGUCUUGCGUUUUUGCAAUUGAACACCAUGUAUAUAUGUAUAUUCAGACUUGGUAUUUUUAUCUGCGAAUUUAUCAGCGCCCUUUGACAUUAAAAUAAUUACAUCUUUUUAUAUUCAAUUAUCAUCAAGUAAAUUUUACGAAAAACUUUCGUAAAUAUACGUUCGCAGGUCCAGUAUUUUAUUCUCGCAAACAUAUAAAGUCGAAUUGAUCAUUGAUAUGCAUUGUUUCGGACUGUUGCAUUAGAUUGACUUUGUAAUAGAAAUAGAAUUCGGUAACAGUUUUCAACAUUGCAAAAGAUUUGACGCAGAUUUCGACUUAUCCAUGUAUAUCUAUGUAUUUACAUAGAAAAAUAUACGCUAAUCGACGCUGUCUCGGACACAGAAAUAUUUACAGAGAAACACGAUCGAAUUUAUAGUCAUAUGAUUUAUAAUGAUCUAAUGAUUAGGCAAACGUUUAGGCACAUUUUCCAUCGAUCCAUACCUUCUUAUCAACAACACGAAUAUAUUAUUUAUCUGACGUAAAACUUUCUACAAAUUAAUUGAUAUUAAUUCUUAUUGAUUCAUAAAUAUUUCACCGGUAUGGAUGAGAGAGAGAGAGAGAGAGAUAGACGCAUGGACGGUACCGACAUAUACUAUAUCUCGUUGCAAGAUGAAAUCGCUAUUGAUAAUGUAAAAUGCGAUGUUCCGUAAACAUGUAGUUCGCGCAAAUUGUGUACAGAUCAUAAAUUUAUAAAAUGUAAAUUGUAAUAGAUAUCCCGAAAAGAUCAUAAUUUUUCUAGGCACAUAUUCUAUGACAAAUGUGUAGAAUCAAGUCUAUUUUACAGAGACCAAUUAAAAUUAAUUAAAAAAUAAUAUAUUUAUUAUUGUAUGUAUUCAAUUAUAUACUCUCGAGAUCUAUUUGGGGGGGGGGGGGGAGCUCUAACAGUCUUUAUUUUACAAUAUUAUACAAUUGUAACUGUAACUAUCGAUGUUUCACCGUUAUUUCCUUGUCUUCUAAUAUUCGCGACAUGUGAUAGGACUUUUAUCUUGAAAACCUACAAACGGUAUCCACAAAAGUGAUUUUCGUCGUAGAUGAGAAUGUUUAGAGAUCCCUUGAUCUCUCUUCUGUGUCCGAGACAGAAACGCCGUUAAAGUUACGAAAUCUUAAGGUAAGGUACAAGUAUAAACGGGGAGACCAAAAAAAUAGUUCGUUUCACAAAAAUUCCAGCGAAUCUUUCAAGCGUCCUUUCUUAUUCCCACUUUUAGGCUCGCGAUAAAAUGUAUUGUACUUAUAAAUUGCUUUAAUCAGACAUAUCAUUAUUGUAAAGGUGACUGUGUGCUUUUCAUGCACGCACGAUUUUCUUCCGCGUAUUUAUCGCGCAAAUUAAACAAAAAUCUUUAUCGAAAUGUCCACACCAUAAAAUAUGAUCUGAUAAAAUAUGGUGUUUCAAAUAUCCAGAUAACCAAAGUUGAAAGUAUUUUUUUUUUCUUCAUUGUCACGACGUUAUCAUUAAUGAUUCGUUACAGAACUACUAUUGUGAUGUAUUUCUAACAGAACUACAUUAAUUAAUGCGAUUACUUUGUAUGUAUAUUGAACAUAUCAUUAUGGAAGUACUUACAAGGAAACACGAUUGAUGAGUUUAUAGUCAUAUAAUUUAUAAUGAUCUAAUGAUUUAUAACGAUUAGGAAUAUUCCGACAUAAUAAACGACGUAAAAUAUGACAGCAAUAUCUCGCAGCGAGAACAAUAUUGGUCUGCAAUUUGGAAAGAGAAGGAAGAAACUAUACAAAUAUAUCAAAGAUAUUCAUCCUUUUACCUCCAAAUCGCAAAAGAAGAUUGCUUACUCGAGAGAGAAAGAGAGAGAGAGAUUUCGAGACAUAGAUAAAGUUCGAAUCAAAACAUAAACAAAAAAAACAAACGAUGACAACUACUCUCAUUCACGCAUCAUCGAUUUUUAUAGCCCGUUAAGAUUAAAAAGUAGAGGAAUAUAUAUAAAAGCCCCGUACAUAAAAUGAUCGAUGAGAUUAGUACACGCACUUAUUGCAACAUUCUCCAUUCUUUUCGAUAUACCUAGCGGAAACGGACUAUACGACAAGAUUAACUCGGUGGUCAAAAGAUACAAUUUCAAUCGUCGCUAUAUUAUUAAUUAAUUCUAUAAUUACUUAAUUAUUACUACCGGUUAUACUAGUAAUCAUUGCAUCUUGAUCAACGACAUAAAUUCUUGAUAACAAUCUUUAGGAAAAUAUUCUCGGUGUGAUUUCUCUCGCUAACAUUCUCGCAUUUACUGGAAGUUACAUGUGCGUCGUAUAUGCACAUCGCAAAUAUAAUUAGCGCUUUUCGAUAGUUUACUUCCGUGACGACGUACACUGAUCAUAUAUAACAGUACUCCUUUCAACAUACAUAUGAUAUAUAACAUCUUUACAUUGUUAUUAUAUUUAUAACGCACAUUAUACAUAUAGAGUAUGUGAUACGGUAAAAUUUGAGAUAUAAUAUUUCAAAUUUCAACUUUUUCUUACAGUUGUAAGGAAAUAUAUAUAUAUAUAUAAAAUUUUACUUUUAUUUUUGUAUUAAUUAAACUUUUUACUUUACGUAAAAUUAUCGUGACAAAUUCGUUGAUAAUUUAUUUCUUUUAUUUUUAUUGUGUGUAAACAGUUAAAAUUAGAAAUGUUUUUUUUUUGUGGAAAACAAUCAAUAAUACAUAUAGAUAACAUCAAAAGAUACAAAAAACAAUAUUAUUUAAAAAACGUGAAUAAAACUGCGUAAAAUACUAUCCAUUAGAUCUGCGGUAAAGAAAAAUUUUCCUAAUAAUUUCUAGCUGUGCAGUAAAUAAUAAGUGUCAUAUAUGGCAACCUUGUAACAAUCUUAUGAAAUUCUAUUGCUGCACGGAAUUCAACGGCCGAUGACUAAAAGAUUGUUAAAUUUGUUUUAUUAUCAAAUAUAUCUUACUUUACUCUAUCAACGCUUAUUUUUUACAGAAUAUUCCGUCAAGAAGCUAAUUUACACACACAUCCGACGCUGAAAAAUUCUACAAUAUUGUCUAGCGAUGAACCUAUUCGAUUGACCUAUUCGAUUUGUUUCACAUGUGUACAUCAUUAUGCGCGCCUCAAUAAUGAUGGUCUACGUGGCAUUCGAUAUUUAACUUUUAUAGUAUAAAUUAAUGUCACGAGAAAAAAAUGAUUUAUGGCAGCGUCAUUAAUCCCAAGAUUAAGUAUGCAGGAAAACAUGAUCGAGAAUUGAAGAAAAGAUAAGAUAAAAAUUUAUAAAAAGCAACAACAAAGCAGUUGUAUAAUCUGAUAUAUUACAAAAAUAUUUUAUAAUAUAAAAUUAUAUAAUAACAAAAUAAUUUUAUUGUUUCUAGAGUAUCAAAUCCUAAUUUUAUAUAGAUCGAAUAAUAUAUUAACAAUAGAAUACAAUAAAUCGAUAACAAAAAACCCAUAUCAUCGUACUCUUUAGAUAUGGCUGAAAGAUGCGACUUAUUUAUUAAAAUGUAAAGAAAAAGUACAUCUGAGAAGCAUAUAAUGAUAAUUCGAUAGAUGCUAAAAUAUUUAUGGAUAUUCCUGGUUGCAAAAAUAUGAUGUAGGACUGUAUAAAAAGUAGAAGUCAAUUGUGCACGCAAAAACGACAAUAUACAUAAUCCUUGAAUAUAAAAUUAAAAAAGAUCUCUAUCUCAGAGGAUUCGUACUUUAAAUAAAUUCUCACAAAAAAUCUUUCCAUCCGCACAAUCGACGCAUUUUCAAUGUACAAUAUAUUGUACAUAGAUUGCGUAAGGGAAGCAUCGUAUAACGAUAUGUACAAAGAUUAUAUCGUAAAACGCAACGAAUUCUAAUAAUGUAAUGUGAUGCAUUAAUGUUAUGCUGAGUAAAGUAAAAUUAGUCAAUGAAUGACACGCCUGCCACCAAUACUGACGCUACCUGUACACGUAUGCAUAUAAUAUAUAUACAAAAUAACAUUCACGCGUUUUUUUUUUUUU
Formica exsecta is the source of this 7590-nucleotide messenger RNA. RefSeq names its product heparan sulfate 2-O-sulfotransferase pipe-like. Gene Ontology annotation, molecular function: sulfotransferase activity. The record is from RefSeq and is a predicted model, not a curated record. Lineage: Eukaryota; Metazoa; Arthropoda; Insecta; Hymenoptera; Formicidae. The coding region runs from base 1 to 1098 and encodes 365 amino acids. The transcript has 8 exons. Gene Ontology annotation, cellular component: membrane.